Rhincodon typus (whale shark) is the source of this 1266-nucleotide messenger RNA. It is a transcript of the gene gipc3, whose product is annotated as GIPC PDZ domain containing family, member 3. Bases 1 to 1101 code for a protein of 366 amino acids. The record is from RefSeq and is a predicted model, not a curated record. NCBI's taxonomy places the organism in Eukaryota, Metazoa, Chordata, Chondrichthyes, Orectolobiformes, Rhincodontidae. Gene Ontology annotation, molecular function: protein binding. The transcript is spliced from 6 exons.
AUGUGUGGCAAAGUCAUCUUUAAUUCAGAUGCAGGCAAUACUACUUUCCAGACAAAGAUGCUGCGUGGGUCGAGGAGAAAAUGUAAAAAAGCAGCAAAACUCGAAGAGAACAGGCUGAUGGAGAACGGGGUGACUGAUGAAAAUCAAAGGCGUCCCAUGGUGCAAGGACAAAAGCAGAGUACAGCUGACUCUGGGGUUCCUCCUGAUCCUGCACCUCCUCCUCCCCCUCCUGCUCCACGGAUUAAGCCCAGACUGAUAUUUCACACACAGCUGGCUCAUGGCAGUCCGACUGGCAGGAUUGAAGGCUUCACCAAUGUUAAGGAACUGUACACUAAAAUCGCAGAGGUCUUUGAGAUCUCACCAGCCGAGGUGGGUAUAGCUGAGAGAAUUCUCUUCUGCACAUUAAAUACUCACAAAGUCGACAUGCAGAAAUUAUUAGGAGGCCAGAUUGGACUGGAGGACUUUAUCUUCGCCCAUGUAAAAGGACAAAUGAAGGAAGUGGAGGUGACAAAGUCGGAAGAUGCUCUUGGUCUGACCAUCACUGACAAUGGAACAGGUUAUGCUUUCAUUAAGAGGAUAAAAGAAGGCAGCACAAUCGAUAGAAUCAAGACAGUCUGUGUUGGAGAUCACAUAGAGGGAAUAAACAAUCAAACGAUAGUAGGUUGUCGACACUAUGAAGUUGCCAAGAUGUUGAAAGAUUUGCCCAAAGGUCAACCAUUUACGCUUGGAUUAGUGGAACCGAGAAAGGCUUUCGACAUGAUUGCUCGAAGAACAAAAUGUGGCAAAUCCACAGGUGAGGGAAAAGUUGGAAGUGGAAGGGAAACUUUGCGUUUAAGAUCAAAAGGCGCUGCAACAGUGGAAGAAGUUCCAACAGAGUUUGAAGAACGAGCAACUAAAAAGGUGGAUGAUUUGUUGGAAAACUACAUGGGUAUCAGAGAUACAGAAUUAGCUGCAACAAUGGUGGAAACUGGAAAAGACAAGAAGAAUCCAGAUGAGUUUGCAGAAGCACUGGACUCAAUCCUUGGUGAUUUUGCGUUUCCAGAUGAAUUUGUUUUUGAUGUUUGGGGAGCAAUAGGAGAUGCCAAGAAUGGCCGAAUAUAGCAUAAGUACUUCUUUAUGUGUGAAAUACAUCCAACUAUGCUAUAGUUUAAAAUCUUGACUUCUCAUUAUUUUUCAGAAGUAGGUGCGUUUAAUAAAACUAGCAUGAUGCAAGCGACUACCUAUACCAUUAUUACUAUCCUUACAUAGCAAUUGAAUGUAAGUGUG